AUGGCGAUGGUAACUGGUGAGAUCUCUGCCGCCGGGAUGACGGCCGUUCUUGGAGCCCUCGACUCCGGCGCGUCUGCAGAGGAGGUGAGCCGCGUAGUGGCGGAGAUCGACAGGGACGGAGACGGCUUCGUUGAUCUUCAGGAGUUCGCCGACUUCCACCGGAAGGCGCUGGAAUGCGACGAGGGAAGUGCUAACAAGGAACUGCGCGACGCUUUCGAUGUUUAUGAUCGCGAUGGCAGUGGAUUCAUUUCGGCGAUGGAGUUACAUACGGUUUUGAAGAGUCUUGGAGAGAAGUGCUCGCUCAAGGACUGUAGUCAGAUGAUUGGUUCCGUGGACAUGGACGGCGACGGUUGCGUUAAUUUCGAGGAGUUCCAGAAGAUGCUGAAGCCUUGAACCAGGGCCGGAAUCAUCAUGUACAUGUUGAAGACGGUAGAUCUGGACCGUAGUUUGAAUCUUGAUUAUGCAUUUGUUCAUAUUAGGCCUCUUUCUUCUCGGAGAUAGGUACUGUUGACUCCACCGGUUGAGCUUAUUGGGCAGCAAGCAGUCCCACGGAGCAGUUGAAUGACACUACCGGUUCUGAAUCAAACUUUUGACCAAUUAAACGUACGUUCUAGAUUCAUAAAAUCAUCGUUUUUAUAGUAAAUGUUUUGGUCUCUGAUCAUGACCUCAACCUUAUUACUUUCUUCA
Molecule: messenger RNA, 687 nt
Organism: Diospyros lotus (date-plum)
Lineage: Eukaryota; Viridiplantae; Streptophyta; Magnoliopsida; Ericales; Ebenaceae
Product: probable calcium-binding protein CML23
Exons: 1
Coding region: 1-393 (130 amino acids)
Molecular function (GO): calcium ion binding
Source: RefSeq, a predicted model, not a curated record